GAGAUGAAAAAUGUGCGAGAGGAAUACCGUAAAGGACCGUGGUCAGAACAUGAGGACAUCCUCUUGGUCAACUUUGUCCACAUGUUUGGAGAUCGAAGAUGGGAUUUUGUAGCAAAAGUUUCAGGUUUGAAGGUGGAGGGAGAAACAUGAUAAGAAUAGGUAUAGCCGUAUAGGGCUUGUGUUUGGAAAAAUGGGCGGUCUCUGGAAAAGACCUUCCAUUUUAAAAGUCUAACCUAGUUUUGGUUGUAGGUUUAAACAGAACAGGAAAGAGCUGCAGGUUAAGGUGGGUUAAUUACCUACAUCCUGGUCUUAAACGUGGUAAGAUGACUUCUCAAGAAGAGCGUCUUGUCCUUGAGCUUCAUGCCAAAUGGGGAAACAGGUGGUCAAAAAUUGCAAAGAAGUUGCCGGGCCGAACAGAUAAUGAGAUAAAGAAUUAUUGGAGGACUCAUAUGAGGAAGCAGGCACAAGAGAAGAAGCGACCUAUGUCGCCAACUACCUCAUCUUCAAACUGCUGCUCAUCGUCUAUGACCACUGCAACUACUCAAGACACUGGAGGGUCCAAUGGGAAAGUGAAUCAAGAAUGCGAUGAUGGAUACUACUCUAUGGAUGACAUAUGGAGGGAGAUUGAUCAAUCUGGAGAAAACAUUAUUAAACCGGUAAGAUGGGAAAGCUCAGAGCAAAGCUGUUACUUGAACUUCCCUCCUCUGGCUUCUCCAACAUGGGAAAGCUCCUUGGAGUCUAUAUGGAACAUGGGUGCAGAUGAAAGUAAGAUGUCUUCUUUUGCCAUUGAUCAGUUUCCCCUAAGUUUUGAACAUGGUAGAUCAUCAUGGUCGUCUCUUUAGUCUAGGAUUUGAUUCAUUUGAAUGUUUAUAUGUGAAGCCUAUAUAUAUAUAUGUGUAUUAUCAUAUCCAUCUCUUUUCCUCAAAAAGAGAUGUUUUUCUUUUCAUGGAAUUUUAUGUGUAAUAUAAUUCAGAACUCUACUUUCAAAAUGAAUUAGACUUUGAUG
Molecule: messenger RNA, 1006 nt
Organism: Eruca vesicaria subsp. sativa (arugula)
Lineage: Eukaryota; Viridiplantae; Streptophyta; Magnoliopsida; Brassicales; Brassicaceae
Source: the annotation of a GenBank genome assembly